This is a messenger RNA of Suncus etruscus (white-toothed pygmy shrew), 2587 nucleotides long. RefSeq names its product collagen type XIII alpha 1 chain (gene COL13A1). The record is from RefSeq and is a predicted model, not a curated record. The transcript has 39 exons. NCBI's taxonomy places the organism in Eukaryota, Metazoa, Chordata, Mammalia, Eulipotyphla, Soricidae. Bases 211 to 2352 code for a protein of 713 amino acids.
CCCACUUGCGAACAGAUCCUUAGAGCGAACCCCAGAGGAAAAGAACUUUUUGGACAACUUUUUCCAGCCCUUUUAUCUGUCCCCCUUGUGCGCCGCAGCUGGGAUCGGACCGUGCGUUUUUGCGCAGCGGUUCCUGCGCUCUUAUUUAUUCUUAUUUAUUUAUUUAUUCGGGACUCGAGAAGCCGGCGAAGAGAGAGAGAGAGAGAGAGGAUGGUGGUCGCAGAGCGCACUGGCCAAGCGGUGGCCGCGGCGGCGGCUGGUGGUGCCCGCGUGCCCGGGGAGAUGGGCGCGCCCGGGCCGGAGCCGGAGCCGGUGGCCAAGGCGAAGGCGCAGCGUUGCGCGCGGUGGCUGAGCCCUGGCUCCUGCGGGCUGUGGGCGCUGGCCCUGUGUUCCCUGGCGCUCAGCCUCCUCGCUCACCUCCGGACGGCCGAGCUGCAGGCCCGGGUACUGCGCCUGGAAGCGGAGCGCGAGGAGCCGCGCGUGGAGACGGCUAUUUUGGGACGAGUCGACCAGCUGCUGGAGGAGAAAUGGAAGCUCCACUCACGGAAGCGCCGGGAGGCCCCGAAGCCAUCGUUGGUGUCAUGUCAGUGCCCGCCAGCUCCCCCAGGCCCUCCUGGAAAGCCCGGCCUCCCGGGGGACAAAGGCGCCAUUGGGAUGCCUGGACGUGUGGGCCUAAAGGGUCAACCAGGCGAGAAGGGGGCCCCAGGAGACUCCGGGAUGUCCAUCAUCGGCCCCCGAGGCCCCCCUGGCCAGCCGGGCACCCGAGGUUUCCCUGGAUUUCCGGGCCCCAUUGGACUGGAUGGCAGGCCGGGCUACUCCGGACCUAAAGGAGAAAUGGGCCUGGCGGGUCCUCGAGGACUACCCGGGCCUCAGGGACAGAAAGGAGAAAAGGGCCAGUGUGGCGAGCACCCGCAUCGGGAACCCCCGACCAGUUUGCUGGCAGCUCUGCGUGCCAACCAGAUAAUAACCAUGAAGCUGCUGCCUCUCCUCAACUCAGUGCGCCUGGCUCCGCCGCCGGUCAUUAAGAGGCGGACCUUCCAGGGAGAACAAGGCCAGACGGGCCUCCAAGGACCUCCAGGCCCACCGGGGCCCCCUGGACCAAGUGGCCUUCUAGGACCCCCAGGGCUGCCAGGCCUCAUGGGACCACCUGGCCUGCCUGGACCUCCUGGACCAAAGGGAGACCCAGGGAUCCAGGGGUACCAUGGCCGGAAGGGAGAAAGGGGCAUGCCAGGAAUGCCGGGCAAGCACGGCACCAAGGGAGCGCCGGGGAUCACCGUGGUCGGGAUGAAGGGCGAGCCUGGGACCCCAGGAGCCAAGGGAGAGAAAGGUGACACGGGCAACGCCAUUGGAGGAGGCAGAGGGGAGCCCGGCCCCCCAGGGCCAAAGGGGGAGCCCGGAGCAGCUGGCUUGCUGGGACCUGCCGGCCCCCCGGGCCCCAAGGGGGAGCCAGGCAGAAGCGAGAUGGUGGGCUACAACGGCAACAUCAGCGAGGCGCUCCAGGAAAUCCGCACCCUGGCCCUCAUGGGGCCUCCUGGUCUUCCCGGGCAAACAGGCCCACCGGGUGCUCCAGGGAUCCCAGGCCAGAAGGGGGAGAUCGGGCUGCCAGGCCCCCCAGGACUUGACGGGGAAAAGGGGCCUCGAGGCCGACCAGGAGACCCAGGCCCUCCCGGUCCCCAAGGCCCCCCUGGAAAGAUUGGGCCUGCAGGAACCAAGGGAGAAGAUGGACAAGUGGGGAGCCCAGGAGAAAAGGGGCCCAAGGGGGAGCCAGGCCAGGCAGGCUGGCCGGGUCUAGACGGCCCCACGGGGGAGAAAGGAGAGCCGGGCAGUCCUGGGAGACCUGGGGCCGCAGGACAGCCCGGCCCCAUCGGGCUGCCAGGGUUCACGGGAGAGAAAGGAGACCCUGGAGAGAAGGGGGAGCCAGGAUUGGAGCUUCCUGGGCCACCUGGGCCAGAAGGUCCCCCCGGACCUCCGGGGCUCCAGGGUAUUCCUGGACCAAAGGGGGAAGCGGGACUGGAUGGAGCCAAAGGAGAGCAAGGCAUUCAGGGAGAAAAGGGAGACCGAGGACCUCUGGGGCUCCCAGGUAUUCCGGGACCAAUUGGCAUUCCAGGCCCAGCAGGACCAAAGGGUGAGAGGGGCAAUAAAGGUGACUCCGGGCUGACAGGACCAAAGGGAGCAACUGGACUUCCAGGUUUACACGGACUACCCGGGGUCAAAGGAAACCGGGGGGAGAGGGGGAAGAAAGGCUCCCGGGGGCCUAAAGGGGAUAAGGGAGACCAAGGAGCACCUGGAUUGGACGCCCCCUGCCCGUUGGGCGAAGAUGGCUUACCCAUCCAGGGCUGCUGGAACAAGUGACGCCUCUAACCUGGGAUUGGCCUGAGUGUGUGUUUGUACAUAGAGUAUUUAUUUUUAUACAGUUUUCACUCUUUGAAAAUGCCAGACGGAUGAUGCAUCUUACAGAUUAUUAAAAAAAAAAGAAAGAAAGAAAAAGAAAGCCCUACAUAUUUUGUACAGAAAAUGCCAACCUCUUAACCUUUUGUUUGUUUGCAAGACGUAUAAGUCCCCGGCGCUAAUACACUCUUUGUGAGCA